Messenger RNA from Eucalyptus grandis, 675 nucleotides. RefSeq lists its product as uncharacterized. The coding region runs from base 229 to 537 and encodes 102 amino acids. The transcript has a single exon. NCBI's taxonomy places the organism in Eukaryota, Viridiplantae, Streptophyta, Magnoliopsida, Myrtales, Myrtaceae. The record is from RefSeq and is a predicted model, not a curated record.
AUAUGCCGGGGAGACCGUUUGAUGAAGGAAGGGAAGCACGGGGGAAGCAGACAGAUUAUAAAACUCAAAGAAUAUUUCUUCCCCCCGAUCUCCUCUAUAAAUAUGAAACUUAGAGAGCAUGGAAAAAGCAAGAGACAAAGCCUCCUCCUCCUCCUCCUCCUCCUCCUCCUCCUAUCCGAAUAACACAAGAUCAGAGGCGUAAGGAAAGAAGCUAAGCGAGAUCAGAGAAUGAAGAAGAUCGGCUCAGGAACUCCUCCACCGAGAUCUGAAGGCCAGAGGCCGAAGAAACAAGAACAGGCAGAAGAAAACGUCGGUUUCGGGAACAAGAAGGACGAUCGCAGGUUCGUCGCGGCGGAUGAAAGGAAGGCGAUAGGGACGGCGAAGAAGGACGAUGCUAUGACGAAGCUGGAGAGGAAGACGACGGAGGACAUCAACGAAAGCGCGGAAGCAUUCAUCCAGAAGUUCCGGCAACAGCUGAUGAUCCAAAGGCUGGAGUCCAUUGAGAACUACGAGAAAAUGCUGGCAAGAGGGCUCUGACACUCAUCUUUCUCUGUGUUUAUGUGUGUGCGCGGCACGCACUCAUCUAGACAAUCAUUGAAUUUAUUCUGUAAAAUUUCGAUUCUCGUUUAAUCUAGAAAUCUCAUGCAUGUUGCAGGGGACACCCUUUUUUGAUUA